This is a messenger RNA of Panicum hallii, 759 nucleotides long. RefSeq names its product small nuclear ribonucleoprotein SmD3b-like. Gene Ontology annotation, molecular function: RNA binding. The record is from RefSeq and is a predicted model, not a curated record. Gene Ontology annotation, cellular component: pICln-Sm protein complex; precatalytic spliceosome; U5 snRNP. Gene Ontology annotation, biological process: spliceosomal snRNP assembly; RNA processing. Bases 116 to 514 code for a protein of 132 amino acids. The transcript is spliced from 4 exons. NCBI's taxonomy places the organism in Eukaryota, Viridiplantae, Streptophyta, Magnoliopsida, Poales, Poaceae.
CCAAACAAACCCUCCCCGCGCCGGCGCCGCCGCCUCCCCCCUCCCCUCCUCCUCCUCCUGCUCGCUGCUCCCACGACACAGCCGCGUACGAGCCCCAGCACCUACCCGUUCGAGGAUGAGCCGCAGCCUCGGGAUCCCCGUGAAGCUGCUGCACGAGGCGGCGGGCCACGUCGUCACGGUCGAGCUCAAGACCGGCGAGGUCUACCGCGGCGCCAUGGUCGAGUGCGAGGACAACUGGAACUGCCAGCUCGACAACAUCACCUUCACGGCAAAGGACGGCAAGGUUUCGCAGCUGGAGCACGUCUUCAUCAGGGGGAGCAGGGUCAGGUUCAUGAUCAUACCCGACAUGCUCAAGAACGCCCCCAUGUUCAAGCGCCUCGAGGCCAGGAUUAGGGGUAAAGGCUCAGCUGUUGGGGUUGGCCGUGGCCGUGCGGUCGCCAUGCGGGCUCGGGCUGCUGCUGGUCGCGGUGGUGGUCCUGUUGGACGGGGCAGUGCACCCCCUGUGAGGAGGUAGAUCUGUCUAAAGGAUCGUGCACACUGUUAUCUGGCGAACCAAGUUUGUGUCUUGGUUAUGAAAACUUUGCUUGGGCAGCCAGGCUUGUAAGGUAGCUUAUGUGUAUCUCUGCAGUAGUUUGUGUUUUACAGAAUGGAUGCGUGACUUUGGUGCCUUUGACUCGUGGUGUAUUGCUCUUGAGCUAGUGUGGUGCUAGGUUUAAGCAUGAUGAGAAGACAAAAUAGUAGAGAUGCAAGUUUCGUUUU